UAGCUGAACAAAAAUAUUAAAUAUCUAUCACUAAUACAUACAACUCCACCAUGGAUUGAUGUUCUCCGAUAUCGAAUGUUGCCGAGGUGAUUUUCAGUUUUCACCUGAAAGCACGUUUAUUAUAUAAUAGGCCUCAAUCUUUCCCUCAUUGCCUCAUUUCUCAUAUAAUCUCUUCUAUAUAUUAGAUAGGAAGGACAAAGAAACCUUGCAGGAAAUAAGAAAAUGGAGCAUCUUAAACCAAUUGCUCACAUACUGAUAUUCCCCUUGCCUAUACAAGGUGCAGUCAACUCUAUGCUAAAACUAGCCGAGCUCAUUCUCUUGGCUUCUGAUGCCCAAAUCCACAUCACCUUUCUCACCACUGAGCACGUCCACAGCCGCCUCAUGCUCCACGCGAAUGCGGCCUCUCGCUUCGAAUCGUACCCUGGAUUCUCUCUCCGGACCUUCUCCGAUGGACUGCCAGAAGAUCAUCCUCGCGGAAGCGAUAAGUUCGGGGAGAUGGUUGAUGCUGUGGAAUCUGUAAGCUGCCCACUUCUUCGGGAGAUGCUAGUGACUGAUCGUGCUAAUCCUCCACAAGAAAAACCUAUAACAUGUAUAAUACCAGAUGGAUCUUACAACUUUGCUUUGGAUGUGGGUAAAGAGGUUGGAAUUCCAGUUAUAUACUUUGAUACAAUUAGUCCUUCAUGUCUUUGGGUCUAUCUUUGUCUUCCCAAGUUAAUAGAAGAUGGGGAAGUUCCAUUUCAAGAAAAUUGGGAAAUGGAAGCGAUAGUUGGUGUUCCCGGCAUAGGUAGUCUAUUGAGGCGACGUGAUUUUCCAGAUUUUUGUCGAGCAAACAAUCCAGCUAGUGAUGUUAUGAUCCAACGCAUUUCGGAGCAGGCAAAGCAAUUCAGAAAGGCUUCGGGUUUCAUACUUAACACAUUUGAAGACUUGGAAGCACCAUUGCUUUCUUAUAUGCGGUCUCAUUUUCCAAACAUGUAUGUUGUUGGUCCACUUCAUCUACACUUGAAGGAAAGGAUGUUGCGAAAAGAGACUACGACAUCAACAACACUACUUUCGUAUUGCUCGAAUAGUCUUUGGCAUGAAGAUAAAAGUUGCAUAGAGUGGCUCGAUGGGCAACCCCUACGAAGUGUCAUCUUUUGUAGCUUUGGAAGCCAUGUGUGCUUGACAAAGGAACAAUUGAUGGAAUUUUGGCAAGGCUUGGUUAAUAGUGGGACUCGAUUUCUAUGGAUUAGACGACAACGAUCUGUGACUGGGAUGGACGAUGAUGUGCAUAAGUGGCAAGAACAAAUUCCUAGUGGUUUAUUAAAGGGUAUGAAGGAAAAUGGGUAUGUGACGAGUUGGGCUCCGCAAGAAGACGUUCUAAGCCAUCCCUCCAUUGGAGGAUUCUUAACUCACAGUGGUUGGAAUUCAACACUGGAAAGUAUUGUGGAAGGAAAGCCUAUGUUAUGUUGGCCUUAUUAUGUGGACCAACUCGUAAUUAGCAGAUAUGUAAGCCAUGUUUGGAAGGUUGGAUUAGACAUGAAGGACAUAUGUGAUAGAGAUAUAAUUGAGAAUAUGGUAAGAGAUCUCAUGGAUAGAAGAAGGGGUGAAUACUCACAAAAUGUGAAUGCAUUAGCUUACUUGGCUAGACAAUCGGUGCACGAAGAUGGAUCUUCAUAUUGUUCUUUGAAUAAGUUAGUUGAUGAUAUAAUGUCAUUAAAAUUACCCGCAUGAUUGAAAGCCCUAUUGAAAAGGGUGAAACGUUUCAAGUUGGUUUUUUGAUGUAAUUUAUUUCUGAUCAAAAGUGGAUGUGAUAGGAGUUGGAUGAAAUACAUUUCAAUUAAAUAUUUUUCUCCUACUA
Beta vulgaris subsp. vulgaris (sugar beet) is the source of this 1837-nucleotide messenger RNA. RefSeq names its product 7-deoxyloganetic acid glucosyltransferase. NCBI's taxonomy places the organism in Eukaryota, Viridiplantae, Streptophyta, Magnoliopsida, Caryophyllales, Amaranthaceae. The coding region runs from base 223 to 1710 and encodes 495 amino acids. Gene Ontology annotation, molecular function: UDP-glycosyltransferase activity. The record is from RefSeq and is a predicted model, not a curated record. The transcript has 2 exons.